Messenger RNA from Eimeria tenella, 786 nucleotides. Its product is annotated as DEAD/DEAH box helicase, putative. Bases 1 to 786 code for a protein of 261 amino acids. The record is from RefSeq and is a predicted model, not a curated record. The transcript has 6 exons. NCBI's taxonomy places the organism in Eukaryota, Apicomplexa, Conoidasida, Eucoccidiorida, Eimeriidae.
AUGCACAUGCGCAGCAGCGGCUUCCAGGUAGAUCUGCUGCAUGAGACCAGUGAGUGGUGGAAGGCCCGGAGCCCGCGGCAGUGGGAAGAAGAAAACGAAGAGCAGCAGCAGCAGCAGCAGCAGCAGCAGCAGCUGUUUGCUGCAACGAUGGACGCAGCGAGAGGUCUCCAUGUAGCAGACACCGACCUUGUGCUGCUACUGGGCCGCGUGAAGAGCGCGAGAGAAUAUCAGCACUUGGCGGGGCGAGUUGGCCGGUGCGGCCGCCGCGGCGUUUCUGUGGCUGUCUCCGGAGAAGAGACUCAGCGCGCCCUGAGGGGCUGGCAAAAGGCUCUGGGUGUCUCCUUUGAGCCUUUUGCUGCUCUUUUGCAAUCUUUGAAAGAAAAAGAAAUAAAAGAAAUAAAUGAAAUAAAUGAAAUAAGAGAAAUAAAACAAAUAAAAACAGAGAAGACACCGACAGACACAAACCCCCAGGUGCCCGAAGACUCGCUGCAGCUUGCUGCAGCACACAAACACACACAGCCAGAGCCUGCUGCAGGCCAGCAGCAGCAGCAGCAGCAGCCGCCGCCGCAGCAGCAGCACCUACAAGAGCAGCUGCAGCAGCAGCAGCAGUACCUGCAGCAGCAGCAGCGCCCGCAGCGGCUGCAGCCGCAACACCCGCAGCAGCAACAGGUGCAACAGCAGCAGCAGCAACAACAGCAGCAGCAGCAGCAGACUGAGGCACGACACGAGGACACGGGUCUGCUGCGGCCCAGCUCUUUGCUGCUGCCAUCUUUGCUGCUGGACUAG